AUGGCGGCGCCCGCGCUGAGGAAACGAGCUGAGGUUGGCGUGACCUUUGAGGACAUUGCCCUGUACUUCUCCAGGGAGGAAUGGAGCCUCCUUGAUGAGGGUCAGAGACAGCUGUACCUGAAUGUGAUGCUGGAGAACUUUGAACUUGUAUCCUCGCUGGGUUGCUGCUGUGGAGCAGAGAAUGUGGGGGCCCCUACUAAACAGAAGGUUUCUGUAAGAGUGUCACAGGCAAGGAAUCCCACUGAAGCCUUGUCUUCCCAGAAGAGCCACCCCUGUGAGAGUUGUGAGCUGGUCUUGGGAAACAUUUUCCACUUGAUGGAGGGGCAGGGAGCACAACAUGGACAGAUACUGUUGAGAUGUGGUGCAUGUGCAAAACGAUUUUAUUUCAGUGCAAAAUUUCACCAGCAGCAUGUGAGAGAGACUUUCAUGAGAGGUGUGGAAAGGAACUCAUGUGCAAACAGCUGCAAUUUCAAGGAGUCUCAGAAUCGUUUUUCAUGCGGGGAGGUUGGGCAGGGUUUACUUACUGGGUCAGGACAUCUGCAUCUAAUGGAUACUCAGAACAGAGACAGUCCCACUGCAAUUUUGAUGUGUGGGAUGACGUUUCCAAGGAGAAAAAAUUAUUACAGUAGAAAAGAAUGUAAGAAAGACAUUAGUGGCACCCACACGUUUAUUCAGAAAAAAUGUGCCCAUCUUGGAAUUCAAUGUUUUGUGUCCUCUGAAUGUGGAAAAUAUUUUACCAAAUUAUCUACCUUUCAUUAUCAACAGCGAGGUCACACUGGAGAAAAGCCUUAUAAAUGCAGUGAGGAUGGGAAAACUUACACCAGUAGCUCUGAACUUUGUCGUCAUCAGAGAGUGUACACUGGAGAAAGGCCUUAUCACUGCAGUGAAUGUGGGAAAUAUUUUACCAGGAUCAGUCAUCUUCAUUGUCAUCAGAGAGUUCAUACAGGAGAAAAGCCUUAUAAAUGCAGUGAAUGUGAGAAAUCUUUUACAAGGAGCAAUAGUCUCCACUAUCAUCAGAGAGUUCACACUGGAGAAAAGCCUUAUCAGUGCAGUGAAUGUGGAAAAUCUUUUACAGGGAGACAUGCUCUCCAAUAUCAUCAGAGAGUUCACAAUGGAGAAAAGCCUUAUAAAUGCAAUGAAUGUGGAAAAUCAUUUACAAGUAGCUCUACUCUCCAAUAUCAUCAGAGAGUUCACACUGGAGAAAAGCCUUAUCAAUGCACUGAAUGUGAGAAAUCUUUUACAAGAAACAGUGGUCUCCACUAUCAUCAGAGAGUUCACACUGGAGAAAAGCCUUAUCAGUGCAGUGAAUGUGGAAAAUCUUUUACCUCUAAGACUGUCCUUCAUCAACAUCAGAGAGUACAUACGGGAGAAAAGCCUUAUCAAUGCAGUGAGGAUGGGAAAACUUAUACCAGUAGCUCUGAACUUUGUCGUCAUCAGAGAGUGUACACUGGAGAAAGGCCUUAUCACUGCAGUGAAUGUGGGAAAUAUUUUACCAGGAUCGGUGAUCUUCAUCGUCAUCAGAGAGUUCAUACAGGAGAAAAGCCUUAUAAAUGCAGUGAGUGUGGAAAAUCUUUUACACGUAGCAGUGGUCUCCAAUAUCAUCAUAGAGUUCACACUGGAGAAAAGCCUUAUAAAUGCAAUGCAUGUGGAAAAUCAUUUGCAAGUAGCUCUGCUCUCCACUAUCAUCAGAGAGUGCACUCUGGAGAAAAGCCUUAUUAGUGCUGUAAAUGUGGAAAAUCUUUUACAGGGAGACAUGUUCUCCAAUAUCAUCAGAGAGUUCACACUGGAGAAAAGCCUUAUCAAUGCAGUGAAUGUGGGAAAUCUUUUACAAGAAACAGUGGUCUCCACUAUCAUCAGAGAGUUCACACUGGAGAAAAGCCUUAUCAGUGCAGUGAAUGUGGGAAAUCUUUUCUUCGUCGUCAUCAGGUAGUUCAUACAGGAGAAAAGCCUUAUAAAUGCAGUGAAUGUGGAAAAGCUUUUAAAUAGGGAUCUGACCUAGGUAAUCACCAAGCUUUGCACACUGGAGAACGGCCUUUUGCAUGCAGUGAAUGCGGAAAAACUUUUACCAGUGGCAGUGCCCUCCAUUAUGAGCAGAGAGUUCACACAGGAGAAAGGCCUUAUGAGUACAAUGAGUGUGGGAAGAAGUCUUUUACAGGUAAUAGUAUUCCUCAUUGUCACCAGAGAGUUCACGCUGGAGAAAAGCCUUACAAAUGCAGUGAAUGUGGAAAAGCUUUCACCUCUAAUACCCAACUUCAUAAGCAUCAGAGAGUUCAUACGGGCGAAAAGCCUUAUCAAUGCAAUGAAUGUGGGAAAUCUUUUACCCAGAGUUCUUCCCUUUAUUGUCAUCUGAGAAUUCAUACAGGAGAAAAGCCUUAUAAAUGCAGUGAAUGUGGGAAAUCUUUUACCCAUAAUUCUGCCCUUUAUAAGCACAAGAGAAUUCAUACAGGAGAAAAGCCUUAUAAAUGCAGUGAAUGUGGAAAAUCUUUUACCAAGAAUACUGCCCUUUGUAAUCAUCAGAGACUUCAUACAGAAGAAAAGCCUUAUAAAUGCAGUGAAUGUGGAAAAUCUUUUACCAAGAACGCUGCCCUUUGUAAUCAUCACAGAGUUCAUACAGGAGAAAAGCCUUAUAAAUGCAGUGAAUGUGGAAAGUCUUUUACACGUAGCAGUGGUCUCCAGUAUCAUCAGAGCGUUCACACAGGAGAAAAGCCUUAUAAAUGCAGUGAAUGUGGAAAGUCUUUUACACGUAGCAGUGGUCUCCAAUAUCAUCAGAGAGUUCACACAGGAAAAAGCCUUAUAAAUGCAGUGACUGUGGGAAAUCUUUUCGAUGGAGAAAUAGUCUCCAAUAUCAUCAGAGAGUUCACACUGGAGAAAGCCAUUAUGAGUGUAAUUAAUGUGAGGCAUCUCAGGCAUAUUUCUAAAUUCACUCUCCACAUAAGAGUCCAAAUGUGA
This is a messenger RNA of Eptesicus fuscus (big brown bat), 2949 nucleotides long. Its product is annotated as zinc finger protein 665-like. Gene Ontology annotation, molecular function: DNA-binding transcription factor activity, RNA polymerase II-specific; RNA polymerase II cis-regulatory region sequence-specific DNA binding. Gene Ontology annotation, biological process: regulation of transcription by RNA polymerase II. NCBI's taxonomy places the organism in Eukaryota, Metazoa, Chordata, Mammalia, Chiroptera, Vespertilionidae. The record is from RefSeq and is a predicted model, not a curated record.